AUAUCCCGCAGACAUUCGAGAUGUCGAGAGGCGCCCACCAGUCCUUUGACAUGAGUAGGGGCGUGACCCAGCAGUUCGACAUGUCAAGGGACGUGAACCAGUCGUUCGACAUGCAAAGAGGUGCCACCCACAAUUACGAGAUGCCAAGAGGACCUCAGGUUUACGAAAUGCCAAGAGGGGCACAGGCCUUCGAGAUGCCCCGAGGAACGACCCAGCCUUACGAGAUGACGAGGGCGGUACAGCAGCCGAUGGAGAUGGGACGAGCGGGCAUGGGCGCGGGGCAUCCCUACGAGUACGGCAAGGAAUACCACCCAUGCACCGAAGUCCAGCAUAGCGGGCCUCUCAAAAAUAACCACCAGUCUUUGCACGAUGCCCAACAAGAGAUGGAAGUGCCCAUGGAAAUGCCCAAAACGGCUCCACAGUCCACAGCCAAAUCGAAAGGCGCCCAGAAGGCGAGCAAUCACCCCUUCGAAUUUGCAAAGGGUUACGCGCAGCAGCUGGAAGUAGCCAAGAAGGCCGCUCAGACGGCGAUCCAGGCGAAGUUGGAGGCUAAGAAGGCCGAGAAGGCAAAGCAGGAAGCAGAGCAGGCCGAGAGGGCGAAGCGAGAGGCCGAAGAAGCUGAGAACGCGAGACGCCAGGCUGAGGAGGAAGAGAAAUCGAAAGCUGUCGCCCAGCCGUCGGAAAUCCUGAAACUGUAUGCGCAGCAGCUGGAGAUGGUGAAGAAGGUGUCGCAGUCGUCCGAAAUUGCGAAGAUGUACGCGAGGCAGCUGGAGACGGCGAGAACCACCUCCAAAACCAGAGAGAAAAGUAGCAAAGGUUCCUCGUACUCUUCGGGAAGGAUUCGGAGGGAGAGAGCGAAGGCGCGGACGCCAGACAAGAAUAAUGGCUCCUACAAUUCGGGAUCGAUAGAGAGAGAGAGAAAAUCGCCGUCGUGCAAAACCGCGCCCGAGAAGCCAGAGGGCAUGGAGACAGACACGAGCGACGAGAAACAAUCGGAGGAAGCUGAGGGCGACCCUCCGCCGUUCGAGAUGGCCAAGUACCUCGCGCAGCUGUCGAAGAUGAAGAAGGGAGGGGAUCCGCCGCCAGAAAUGGCCAAGGAGGACUCGCUCGAAAGCGAAGACGGGCAGAGCGACUCGCAGCAGGACGAUGCGAGGCUGAGUCACAAGUCCCCCUCUCCGACGGACGCGUCAAAGUCCACGGGGCUUCCAUUCCCGUUUGAGUUAAUGAAGAACCUGGGGCUUCCUCUCGGGGUCGGGUUGCCAGGGGUGGGCAGCGCGAGAACGAAACGCGAUCGACAGGAGUUAACCAUAGCCAAUAAAGCCAAGUUGAUAGAGCAGGUGGAAUCCCGAGGCGCCAAAAAGAAAGCGGAUAUUGCGCGAGAGUGGGGUCUGAGGCCGUCGACGCUCUCCACGAUAAUGAAAAAUAAAGACCGAAUCCUAACACAGUACAAAUCUCAGAGGUACGCCGCAGGAAGGCGGAGAAUGCGGACCGCUGCCUAUCCCGACGUCGAAGAGGCUCUGCUCACUUGGUUCAGGUACGCCAGGGCUGCGAACAUCCCGAUCACAGGACCCAUUUUGCAGGGGAUGGGGGUCACGCUGGCGCAGGAGCUAGGCCACCCGGAGUUCUCUUGUAGUGUAGGGUGGUUGGAUCGCUUCAAGGCGCGCCACGGGCUGACAUUUAAUCCCAAGAACAGCCAGGAUUCCGGAGCAGGGACGUUCAAUGAACCAGAAGACCGAGUGCCAAGUCCAGUGCCAGCAGUGCCCGCAGAAGAGGAUUCUAGACCCGAGAACCCAGACUCGUGGCACCUUCCUUCGAUGCCAGCUGUUGGCACCACUAGCACGGUGUCCGGAGAGGGCGCCUCAAAUUCGUGGCUUCCAUCAAAUGAAACUUCAACCCCUAAUGCUACCUCGGCCACAGAAUCACUGGAUCAGCUUAACAAGUGGUUUCCCUCAACGCUUUCCGAUGAGCAAGAAGACGACGAGGAGAUGGGCGCAGGGGUCGGCGAAGACACCGCGGACGCCUGGCUGCGCGCGACGAUACCUGCUCUGCUGAGAGAGUACAAACCCCGCGACAUCUUCAGCGCCAGCGAAGCGGCCCUGUUCUACAACCUCCUGCCCGACAGAUCCCUGGUGCUGAAGGGCGAGGAGGGCCACAAGUGGACGUGGAUGAAGGAGAGGCUGACGCUGAUGGUGGCGGCGAACAUGGACGGCAGCGAAAAGCUUCCUCUCCAGGUGAUCGGCCAGAUGAAGGACCCCAAGUCAAUAUACGAGAUCGAAGCCCUUCCGAUGCCGUACGAGGCGAACGAGUCGGCCAUGAUGACUUCCGCCAUUUUCGAGGUCUGGGUGAGGCGACUCGAGGAGAGGUAUCGAAGGCAAAAUAGAAAUAUUAUCAUAAUACUCGAUUCGUGUCCCGCGCAUCCGAAUAUAAACAAUCUCACGAACGUUAAACUUACUUUCCUUCCGCAAGACACCACGUCGAGAUUGCAGCCCGUCGAGCAAGGGCUAAUACAAAAAAUUAAAGCUUUAUACCGUCGCUUCGUUCUCGAGAGACUCAUCGACUAUAACGAAAGAGGACAGGAGUAUGAAAUUACGAUCUUAGAAGCAAUGGAACUCUUGCAGGAUGCGUGGAAGGACAUCAAAUCGGACUUCAUCACCAACUGCUUCAAACGGGCAGGCAUAGAACCGCCGAGGAAUAACGACGACGCCAAGAUCUUUUCGGGCGAGGACGAGCAGAUCCUGCUGGAGCGAGCGAGGAGCGCCGGCCUCGACAUCCCGACGGAGAUCACCUUCGAGUCCUACCUCAACGUGGACAGUCAAGUCCAGACGACCAUCGAACAGGGCGAGGAAUCUCCGCCUCCAAAUACUCCGCUCGAGGAGGACCCUGCCGAGAGUGGGGCCAGUCUAGGAGCCACUUUCCCGACGGAGGCCAUGCAGGCGGUGGCCACGCUGCGGAAGUUCGUGCAGGAGCAGGGCGGCGCGGACCUGUUCCUCGGUUCCUUGGCUGACCUGGAGGCGUGGGUGGCCAAGCACGUUGUCAAGCCGGAAGUGUCAUUUGUGUCAGACUAAUAAUAAUAAAAAAAAAACUAUUUAUAUCCAUAUACAAUAA
Messenger RNA from Penaeus indicus, 3105 nucleotides. RefSeq lists its product as uncharacterized. Bases 21 to 3065 code for a protein of 1014 amino acids. Gene Ontology annotation, molecular function: DNA binding. Gene Ontology annotation, cellular component: nucleus. The record is from RefSeq and is a predicted model, not a curated record. NCBI's taxonomy places the organism in Eukaryota, Metazoa, Arthropoda, Malacostraca, Decapoda, Penaeidae. The transcript has a single exon.